AUCAAGUUGCUAUUCACGAAGCUAUGGAACAGCAGACCAUAUCCAUCACUAAAGCAGGAGUGAAGGCUACUCUUAACGCCUGGACGUCCAUUUUGGCAGCAGCAAACCCAAUCAGUGGACACUAUGACCGAUCAAAAUAAUUGAAACAGAAUAUAAAUUUGUCAGCUCCCAUCAUGUCCCGAUUUGAUCUCUUCUUUAUCCUUGUGGAUGAAUGUAAUGAAGUUACAGAUUAUGCCAUUGCCAGGCGCAUAGUAGAUUUGCAUUCAAGAACUGAGGAAUCAAUCGAUCGUGUAUAUUCCCUUGAUGGUAUCAGAAGGUAUCUUCUCUUUGCAAGACAGUUUAAACCCAAGAUUUCCAAAGAGUCAGAGGACUUCAUUGUGGAACAGUAUAAACGUCUCCGCUAAAGGGAUGGUUCUGGAGUGACCAAGUCUUCGUGGAGGAUUACAGUGCGACAGCUUGAGAGCAUGAUUCGUCUCUCUGAAGCCAUGGCUCGGAUGCACUGCUGUGAUGAGGUCCAACCUAAACAUGUGAAGGAAGCUUUCCGGUUACUAAAUAAAUCAAUCAUCCGUGUUGAAACACCUGAUGUCAAUCUAGAUCAAGAGGAAGAGGUCCAGAUGGAGGUGGAUGAGGGUGCUGGUGGCAUUAAUGGUCUUGCUGACAGCCCUGCCCCUGUCAGCGGAAUCAACGGCUACAGCGAAGACAUAAAUCAAGAGUCUGCUCCCAAAGCCUCCUUAACGCUGGUCUUCUCUGAGUACUGCCGAAUCUCUAACCUUAUUGUGCUUCACCUCAGAAAGAUGGAAGAAGAAGAUGAGUCAGCAUUAAAGAGGAGCGAGCUUGUUAACUGGUACUUGAAGGAAAUCGAAUCAGAAAUAGACUCUGAAGAACUUAUAAAUAAGAAAAGAAUCAUAGAGAAAGUCAUUCAUCGACUCACACAUUAUGAUCAUGUUCUAAUUGAGCUCACCCAGGCUGGAUUGAAAGGCUCCACAGAGGGAAGUGAGAGCUAUGAAGAAGAUCCCUACUUGGUAGUUAACCCUAAUUACUUGCUGGAAGAUUGAGAUAGUGAAAGUAACUGAUCAGAGCUGAGGAACUGUCGCACACCACCUCCUGGCUGGAGCUCUGGUAGGGACAGAAACGCUUCUGGAAGUGAUGCUUCAAGAUUUGUUUUCAGAAACAAGAACUGACCUGAUGGUCCUGUGUGCCACAUUUGUCACAAGCUUUUAUACCAACAUAGGCUUCAGCACUUCCUUUGGUGUGUUUCCUGUCCCAGUGAAGUUGGAACCAAAUAAUGUGUGGUCUCUAUAAACAAUACCUUUGUUUUGUUUUCAUAGAAA
Saimiri boliviensis boliviensis (Bolivian squirrel monkey) is the source of this 1331-nucleotide messenger RNA. NCBI's taxonomy places the organism in Eukaryota, Metazoa, Chordata, Mammalia, Primates, Cebidae. The record is from RefSeq and is a predicted model, not a curated record.